ACAUGUCAAAUUCCAAGUGAAAGAAGGACAAAUAGGAGAAAAGUGGCAUUGCCAGAGGCCCUAGGAUUUACCACAUAUGCAUUCCUAGUGGUGUAAUCAAACUAAGAAGUAGAUCCAAUGAGCAGCUUGAGCUAAGCUUGCGAUACAAUCGAGCUAUUCAAGCAUGAUUUGAUUAGGUUCAAUUAUCAUCAACUUAAGUAAAGAGCUAAAAACACCCAACCAGGAAAGAUUUUGGGUUAAUUGUUCAAUCAUAUAUUUUGCUGAAAAAUCAUAGAUCCCUAAUAUAUUUUACUCAAUCAUACGUAACUCAAGAAAAUUUUAAUUUGAGAGGGAGGAAGGAGAGCAAAGCAUAUUUGGGUAAAGCAAGAGAGAUUUGCCGUUGGAGGAAGCUUUACCACUACCGAUGGAGGAAUCCGAGGAAGAGGGAUGGACGGUGAGGAAGGGAUGACAGAACUAAGGACUCAGGUUUUAAGAAAUGUUUUUCAGAAAAACUUUUACUUCAAAACAAACACACCCAUAAUAUGCAAAAAUGCUGCGGGCUGCAAGGUCAGUGACCUUGGGGAUAACUGCAGAAUGGAGGGGUUUUUUACGGGGGAGAAGGAUCGAGGACGUCCAAGGAAAAAACCAGAGAGAGAAAAGGAAGGAAAUGAUGCCGGAUCAUCUCCUCGAUCUAUCGGUUUAGGUUGUUGCUGCACUCUGAAUUUACUUGAAUUGUCUGUUUAAGAAACGAGAAACGAAAUCGGGUGCUUACUUGAAUUAUUUAUGUAAAGUAAUUAUUAAUCGAUCUGGUAAAUCAUGAAAUAAUUGUAGUUGUAGUAACAACUAAGUUUCAUUCUGACUCAAUUAUCAGUUAUAUAUAUAUAUUAAAUGUGCGAAUGAUUCAUGCGGAUUCAGAAAACAGAUCAAAUCCAAGUGAAAGAGCUGAUUCCCACCCCCUGCAUGUCAUCUAAGAUUGCAGUUCAUGGUUGUCUCAUUGUUUUUUUAUUGAUAUUUAGUGUUUGUCUUAGCUUGUGCCUUUUGUCUCAUAAUUGACUUCCCAGGACAUAGAUUUC
This is a messenger RNA of Theobroma cacao (cacao), 1052 nucleotides long. NCBI's taxonomy places the organism in Eukaryota, Viridiplantae, Streptophyta, Magnoliopsida, Malvales, Malvaceae. The record is from RefSeq and is a predicted model, not a curated record.